Molecule: messenger RNA, 4054 nt
Organism: Punica granatum (pomegranate)
Lineage: Eukaryota; Viridiplantae; Streptophyta; Magnoliopsida; Myrtales; Lythraceae
Source: RefSeq, a predicted model, not a curated record
GUUCUCUCUCUUUGUUAGACAACUUAAGAAGAGCCAUAGAAGAGAGAACUUUCUCCUUCCUCUCUCCCCCUCUCCCACUCAUCUCCUCCCUCUCUGCAACUCUCCGUAUCGCAACCUCCAUCGCCGGAAGCAAACCGAAGAUUCAUGCGAUUUCCGGAGCACAAAGCCGACUAUCCUUAGAUCUCAGAUCCCAAGGUCCACCCUCUCUCAGCUCCCUCCGACCUUAUCCUGACCAUCCUCGGUGACGGAGUUGAUCUUCCGGUGAUUAUCUCCGGCCCGUGGCGCUGUUCCUGAUCGGAUUGAUACUUCCGACCCUGCUGUCAUGGAGAGCUUGGCGCAGCUAGAGGCAUUGUGCGAGAGGCUGUACAAUUCACAGGACUCGGCUGAGCGGGCGCAUGCUGAGAAUACUCUGAAAUGUUUUUCGGUCAACACAGAUUAUAUUUCGCAAUGCCAGUAUAUCCUUGAUAAUGCUUUGACUCCAUAUGCCUUGAUGCUCGCUAGUUCGAGUUUACUGAAACAAGUGACCGAGCACACCCUAGCCUUGCAGCUGCGUCUCGAUAUUCGAAAUUACCUUAUCAAUUAUCUGGCAACCAGAGGACCUAAGUUGCAGCCUUUUGUAACUGCUUCUUUAAUUCAACUCUUAUGUCGCUUGACAAAAUUUGGGUGGUUUGAUGAUGAUCGAUUCCGGGACGUGGUUAAAGACUCAAUGGAUUUCCUAAGCCAGGCGACAUCUGAUCACUACACCAUUGGUUUGAAGAUAUUGAAUCAACUUGUUUCCGAGAUGAAUCAGGCAAAUCCAACACUGCCUUCAACACAUCAUAGGAGGGUUGCCUGCAACUUUCGGGACCAGUCACUUUUCCAAAUAUUCCAGAUAUCUUUGACUUCACUUUCUCAACUUAAAAGUGAUGGAGCUGUGGCAAGCCGUUUGCAAGAGUUGGCAUUAUCACUUGCCCUCAAGUGCUUAUCCUUUGAUUUUGUUGGGACUUCUAUUGACGAAAGCUCAGAAGAGUUUGGCACUGUUCAGAUUCCUACCGGUUGGAAACCAGUGUUGGAGGAUCCUGCUACCCUGCAGAUCUUUUUUGACUACUACAGCAUUGGAAACACUCCUCUGUCAAAGGAGGCCCUUGAGUGCUUGGUACGACUAGCCUCUGUAAGACGUUCCUUAUUCACCAAUGAGGCCGCGCGAUCUAAGUUCUUGGCACAUUUGAUGACUGGCACUAAAGAAAUUUUGCAAUCUGGGCAAGGACUUGCUGAUCAUGACAAUUACCAUGAAUUUUGUCGGCUUCUCGGACGGUUCAGAGUAAACUAUCAGUUGUCAGAACUUGUUAAUGUGGAGGGUUAUGGUGACUGGAUACAAUUGGUGGCGCAGUUUACUUUAAAGUCCUUGCAAUCUUGGCAGUGGGCCAGCAGCAGUGUGUACUACCUCCUGGGGUUGUGGUCAAGACUAGUGACCUCUGUACCAUACUUGAAAGCUGAUGCACCCAGUCUACUGGAUGAAUUUGUACCUAAGAUAACUGAAGGUUUUAUUACAUCAAGAUUCGACUCCAUACAGGCCGGGUUCCCAGAAGAUCUCUCAGAGAAUCCUUUGGACAAUGUUGAACUUCUUCAGGAUCAGCUUGAUUGCUUUCCAUAUCUCUGCAGAUUUCAGUAUCAAAGCAGUAGCUUAUACAUAAUACAAGUGAUGGAGCCUAUUCUGCAAGCUUACACAGAUAGAGGAAGGUUGCCAAUAAGUGAUACUAGUGAGCUAUCAGUUAUUGAAGCCAAACUUGCUUGGAUCGUACAUAUCAUUGCUGCGAUACUAAAAAUUAAACAAUGCAGUGGUUGCAGUAUGGAGACACAAGAGGCGCUUGAUGCAGAACUUUCUGCACGUGUUUUACAGUUGAUUAAUGUGACUGACACUGGGCUGCACAGUCAGAGAUAUGGUGAACUUAGCAAACAAAGACUUGAUCGAGCAAUACUCACAUUCUUCCAGAAUUUCAGGAAGUCUUAUGUUGGUGAUCAGGCUAUGCAUUCAUCGAAGCAGUUAUAUGCCCGCUUGUCCGACCUUCUAGGACUGCAUGACCAUUUAGUGCUCUUGAAUGUGAUUGUUGGCAAGAUAGCAACAAACCUGAAAUGCUAUACUCAGAGUGAAGAGGUCAUUGAUCACACCUUGAGUUUAUUCUUGGAGCUGGCUUCGGGGUAUAUGACUGGAAAGCUGCUUCUGAAGUUGGAUACUGUUAAAUUCAUCAUUGCAAAUCAUACUAGGGAGCACUUUCCAUUUCUAGACCAGAAUAGAUGUUCUCGAAGCCGGACAACAUUUUAUUAUACUAUAGGCUGGCUAAUAUUCAUGGAGGACAGCCCUGUGAAAUUCAAGUCUUCAAUGGAACCCCUCUUGCAAGUAUUUUUAACCUUGGAGUCAACACCUGAUACAAUGUUUCGGACUGAUGCUGUGAAAUAUGCAUUGAUUGGAUUGAUGAGGGACCUCAGAGGAAUUGCCAUGGCCACAAAUAGUCGCAGAACUUAUGGGCUUCUCUUUGAUUGGCUGUAUCCGGCUCAUUUUCCACUUCUUUUGAAGGGUAUCUCUCACUGGACUGAUACACCCGAGGUUACCACCCCAUUGUUAAAAUUCAUGGCUGAAUUUGUACUGAACAAAGCUCAGCGUUUGACUUUUGACUCAUCUUCUCCUAAUGGCAUCCUUCUUUUCCGCGAAGUCAGUAAAUUAAUUGUAGCUUAUGGAUCAAGAAUAUUAUCUCUUCCAAAUGCUGCCGAUAUAUAUGCUUUCAAAUACAAGGGGAUUUGGAUUUGUUUAACAAUUCUAUCUAGAGCUCUUGCCGGAAACUAUGUCAACUUUGGUGUAUUUGAACUUUAUGGUGAUACAGCUCUCUCUGAAGUACUUAACAUAGUUAUGAAGAUGAUCCUGUCGAUUCCUUUGGCUGAUAUUCUCGCUUACCGGAAGCUGACAAGAGCCUAUUUUGCGUUUCUGGAGAAUCUCUUCAGCAACCACAUUAAUUUCAUACUAAAUCUUGACACAAGUACCUUCAUGCAUAUCGUUGGCUCACUCGAGUCAGGUCUCAAAGGGUUGGACACAAAUAUCUCAUCUCAGUGUGCAUCUGCCGUCGAUAAUCUGGCUGCUUUCUACUUCAACAACAUCACAAUGGGGGAGUCACCAACUUCUCCUGCUGCAGUUAUUCUCACUCGACAUAUUGUAGAUUGUCCGAAUUUAUUUCCAGAAAUUUUGAAGACCCUAUUCGAGAUUGUCUUGUUUGAGGACUGUGGUAAUCAAUGGAGUCUCAGCAGACCGAUGCUCAGCUUGAUUCUUAUUAAUGAGCAGAUAUUUCCCGAUCUGAAGGCUAGGAUUUUGGCUUCACAACCGGUGGAUCAGCACCAACGACUGUCACUGUGUUUUGACAAGUUAAUGGCGGAUGUGACUCGGAGUUUGGAUUCGAAGAACAGGGAUAAGUUCACUCAGAACCUCACUGUGUUUAGGCAUGAAUUCCGUGUCAAAUAGUGUUCCUCUGUAGACGAGGCCGUCCCAUCGCCGAGCUCGGAACUUUUUUGAAUGGUUGGUCAGGAUAUAUUUUUUUUGUACAUGGGAGAUUUCCUUGUGUUAUAACUCCUACUGUCUCUUGGAGUUGGGGAAAAAAGGAAAAUCUCCUAAGCUGUUGUCUUCCGGUGGAGGCGGUCCCCGGACGAUAUGAUUGUUGUAAAUUGUACAGCUUUGCUCCACCCUUUAGGAGUCAGACGUAGGGUUGCUAUUUCAGGCAGGAUUUCACAGGUCGGUUGGCUUGGUUUAGUUGUGGGAUCUCCCCUGCAAAUAUCAUUGUGAUCGUGGCCUUUUUUUCUUUUUUUUUUCCCCUUUUCUUUUUUCCUUUUCUUGGGGGCAGGGGGGGUUGGAUUUUAGAUGUAAAGAUCAUUUUUUUUCCCAUUUUGGAGAUUGAUAGGUGUAUUCCUUUUGGGGCCGGGUCUGUCUGUACAUUGAAACUGUUCUGACAUUUUUUGUACCUCUCUCAACAACAGUACACAUGAAGGGAGAAAAAAAAAAGAAAAAAAAAGGGGACAUUAGAGGAUGAAGAAA